Rosa rugosa (rugosa rose) is the source of this 2658-nucleotide messenger RNA. RefSeq names its product nucleolar complex-associated protein 3. Bases 48 to 2600 code for a protein of 850 amino acids. The record is from RefSeq and is a predicted model, not a curated record. Lineage: Eukaryota; Viridiplantae; Streptophyta; Magnoliopsida; Rosales; Rosaceae. Gene Ontology annotation, molecular function: chromatin binding. Gene Ontology annotation, cellular component: nucleolus. Gene Ontology annotation, biological process: DNA replication initiation. The transcript is spliced from 13 exons.
CACAAUCAGAAGCAGAAGCAGCAAAGGGUUUUAGGCACACACCAAACAUGAGGGGAAAGAAGAAGAUAAUCCUACCUCCUCAGCUCCCGCCGGACAUCGCCGAAGAUGAAAUCGAAGUCUCCGACGAGGACAAGGCCUUCGUCAACGAGAACAAGGACUACGCCGGCUUCCUCUCCGCAUUGGACACCAACUCCAUCACCAAGCAUGUUACUCGUGUUGCUGAUGUAAAGGAGGAUACUUUGGAAGCUUUAUACGAACAGCGAAGAAGGAAGACCUCGCAGAAAGAAAAAGAGGAUAUCGGGAUUGAAGUUGAUCCCGUUGAUGCUCUUCCCAUAAAAGACUUCUCUGGAAAUCUCCACUAUCUAAAAGUACCAAAGAAAUUGAAAGCAUCUGAAAAUGAUCUGGAGGAAACUGGUCAGGAUGAUGAGGAUGAUGCUGCAGAUAAAGGCAUAGUUAAGUUGACAAAGGCUGAAAGGAGGGCAAAGCUUAAGAAACUCAAGAAAGAGGCAAAAAAACAAGGAAAAGAUUCUGCUACACCCGAAGUGGAAGUUCAAGUUGAAGUCAAACCAACCCCACAAGCAGCAGUGCUGGCUGAGGUUAAAGAAGAUCUUACUGCUGAAGAAGGCUUUGAAAGUAAGAAGCACAAACUUGCAGAGUUGGGAAUUGCUCUACUUGCUGAUCCCGAGGCCAAUAUUAAAUCCCUGAAGGACAUGUUACAAAUCUGUAAAGAUAGGGAUCAUGCAAUCGUCAAGCUUGGACUCCUAUCUUUGUUGGCUGUCUUUAAAGACCUUAUUCCUGGAUACCGCAUUAGGCUUCCCACAGAGAAGGAGCUGGAGAUGAAGGUUUCAAAGGAUGUUAAGAAAAUGCGGCUUUAUGAAUCAACACUUCUGAACACAUACAAGGCAUACUUGCAGAGGUUGGCAGCCUUAGAAAAACAGCCCUCAUUUCAGCAUGUGGCAUUUCGCUGUAUAUGUACUUUACUCGAUGCAGUACCCUAUUUCAACUUCCGGGAGAGCUUGUUAGGGAUUGUUAUCAAAAACAUAAGCUCCUCAGAUGAUGUUGUAAGGAAACUAUGUUGUUCUACUGUAAAGUCACUUUUCAUGAAUGAGGGAAAACACGGUGGUGAAGCUACUGUGGAGGCUGUUCGAUUAAUCGCAAAUUAUGUGAAAGCUCGUAAUUGUCAACUGCACCCUGAUUCCAUUGAGGUUUUCUUGUCUUUGUCAUUCUAUGAGGAUCUUGGGAGGGCUGCAAAAGAAGAUGAUAAAAAUAAAGCCAAAAACAAAAGAGGUAAAAAAAGAAAGGAUCAUGAGGAUCCACGCCAAAUGAAAGAAAAUGACAAAAAAAGGAGUAGGCAAGAACAACUGAUCAAGACAAGGGAGGAGGUUGCUGCUGAUUACAAGGCGGUUGCUUAUACCCCAGAUGUUCUGGAGCGGAGAAGAAUGCAGACAGAGACACUUUCAGCUGUAUUUGAAACAUAUUUUCGCAUAUUGAAGCACACAAUGCAGUCAUCAGCUGCCAGAUCUGAAGCAAAUAUUAGUUUAUCGACCGGUGCAUCUGAGCCCUACCCUUUACUUGCUCCCUGUCUGCAAGGAUUAGGAAAGUUCUCACACCUAAUUGACCUAGAUUUCAUGAGUGAUCUGAUAAACUCUCUGAGAAAGCUUGCUUCUGGUGGUGGUGAUACUGAUAAGACUUCUGAGAGAUGUUCAAAAUGUUUGACUGUAUCUGAGCGUCUCCGAUGCUGCAUUGUCGCAUUUAAAGUGAUGAAGAGCAAUCUUGAUGCCUUGAAUGUUGAUCUACAGGACUUCUUCAUCCAGCUUUACAAUAUUAUACUUGAAUAUAGGCCUGGAAGAGAUCAGGGUGAAGUAUUAGCUGAAGCUCUCAAAAUAAUGCUGUGUGAAGAUAGACAACAUGACAUGCAGAAGGCUGCUGCAUUUGUAAAGCGUCUAGCCACAUUUUCAUUAUGUUUUGGGUCUGCAGAGUCCAUGGCUGCCUUGGUUACCUUAAAGCAUCUUCUUCUGAAGAAUGUUAAGUGCCGAAACCUGUUAGAAAAUGAUGCUGGAGGUGGCUCAGUGUCCGGUUUAAUUGCGAAAUAUCAUCCUGAAGCUUCAGACCCCAAUUUAAGUGGUGCUCUUGCUUCAGUACUUUGGGAGCUUAAUCUUCUCUCCAAGCAUUAUCAUCCAGGUGUUUCAAGUAUGGUUUCAAGUAUAUCUAGUAUGAACACUGCUCAUCAAAACCAAGUUUAUCUCUCUACCAUCACUCCUCAGCAAGCCUUCAUGGACUUCUCCUUGGAGAAACCAGAGUCAUUCAAGUUCCAGGGUGACAUUAGAAAGUCAAAUAACAAGAGGAAAAGAGGAACAGGCUCUUCUAUAUCCACUGGGAUGGAGCCAUCCGAAGAUACAACUUCAAUCGAUGAAGAUGAAGUGAAAAAGAAACUUUCUGCUCAUUUCAUGGUUCUUCGUGACAUCAAGGAGAAUCAAAGAUUGAGGGCUGAGCUGCAAAGUACUACGUCAUCCAUUCAGCUAUAUGAAGAGUAUAAGAAGCAGAAGAAAAAGGUUAAAAAGCCCCAAACCAAGAAAAGUAAAAUUUUGAUUGUUAAGUGACAUUUUUUUGUCUUGAAUACUGAAUAUUUAUGCAAUUAUAUGAUUUUUCAGCGUUCCA